Molecule: messenger RNA, 1710 nt
Organism: Pelmatolapia mariae (spotted tilapia)
Lineage: Eukaryota; Metazoa; Chordata; Actinopteri; Cichliformes; Cichlidae
Gene: slc15a5
Product: solute carrier family 15 member 5
Exons: 9
Coding region: 1-1704 (567 amino acids)
Biological process (GO): transmembrane transport
Cellular component (GO): membrane
Molecular function (GO): transmembrane transporter activity
Source: RefSeq, a predicted model, not a curated record
AUGGUAGUAGGAGACCUCAGGAGACUCCCAGAGGGCAGAAGCCCACUGCGACGUAUCUCCCACACGCCUCAUCUAGACCAGAGACCACGAAAGAAGUCUCGCAAGAAGCUCCAAGUGAUCAUCUGUGUACUUCUUGUGGAGUUGUUUGAAAGGUUCACUUUCUUUGGGAUUGUAUGUAACAUGAUUCUAUUUUGCACUGUGAAGCUCGGAUAUGACAACUACCUCGCUGCAACAGUCAACCUGUGCUUCAUAGGAGCCAGCACACUCACCCCUGUUCUGGUUGGCUGGUUUGCAGAAGCCUGUCUAGGAAGGACUAAGGUGCUAUACGUGUGUGCGUUUCUUCAUUUCUUUGGUACAGCCAUGCUGCCUGUGGUGGCAUUUCCCUUUGAGGAUUUCUACAUCGACAGCCACCACAUGACCCACCAGCUGGAGUCUCGGGAGCAGCAGAUUCUUUUUUACACUGGCCUCCUGGCUGCUGCACUGGGCAUCGGUGGCAUCCGAGCUAUCCUCUGCCCCAUGGGAGCUUACAACCUGCAGGGCUACAACCAGCACCAGCUCCUGACCUUCUUCAACUGGUUCUACUGGCUGGUGAAUCUGAAUUCCACUGUUGUGUUUCUGGGCAUUGCUUACAUCCAGCAAUCUGUGGCCAAAAAUCUGGGCUUCCUCAUCCCCUUCACCUCAGUGCUGCUGGCUCUCAUUGCCAUACACAUGAUGCGCAGUAAACUCACCUACAAACCCAAGAAAGGUGGAUCAUUACUGACCACGCUGGGAGUUUUCUUGAACUCUUUCAAGAUGUGCUGCCUCCAUUAUCGAUACUUGAGCGGACAAGUAGCAUCUUGGCUGGACCGGGCAAAAGAGAACAAUGGUGGCCGGUACAGUGAGACUCACGUGGAGAAUGCCAAAGUCCUGGCCAAGCUCUUCCCUCUUUACGGGCUUCAGCUGCUCUACAGAGUCUGCCUCACGCAGAUCCCCUCAGGUUACUAUAUACAGACGAUGAGCUCCAACCUUCACCUGAAGGACCACCUUUUGCCUGUCGCUGCCAUGAAUGUGAUCAGCAUCCUGCCUCUGCUGCUCUUAGCGCCACUGAUGGAGUGUGUGAUGACCUGCUACCUGUCCAUGGAAAAACCUCCUCCAGCACCUGUAAAACGUAUUACUCUGGGCCAUGCGUGUGCCACUCUGUCGGUCCUGGUUGCAGGUUUGACUGAGCUGCAGAGGAAGUCUUACCCCCUGGUGGAGCAGACACUUUCUGGAAAGCUUUUGCAAGUUUCUUCCAUGCCGUGUUUCCAGCUGGCUCCUCAGUACAUCCUGCUCGGUCUGGCAGAAGCUCUCGUCACCCCUGCAUGCUCCCUCAUUUCUUUCCAGCUCACCCCGAACCACAUCAGAGGGAUCGCCCUGCACUUCCUCACUCUGUCCUAUGGAGGGGGUUGUUUUCUCGGUGCCUUUAUUAUUCAGCUGAUGUACUUUCUCUCUGGAGGAAGCUUUUACCCAAGCACACUACAUGAUGGCAAUUUGGAGAGAUUCUUCUUCCUCCUGGCCACACUGAUGGCUGCAAAUACCCUGGCAUUUUGGAGUGUGUCAUACAGGUAUGUGGACCUGAGUGUUCAGGGCAAAGCGCUGACCAUCAGUCCUCUGACUGAGAAGCUGCUGCAUUACAAGGCCUGUCUGCGCUUCUACAACACUGUAGACCACACCGACUGCAUUUGAUGAAUG